AUGACGGAAGUAUUGGGAUACGUGACCGAUGUCAUAAAAAACAUCAAUGCGGGUAACUUAAACUAUUGCCAAAACGUCUCCUACCCCGGCGACAAUGUCGAACAAUUCAAAGAAUUCGAGGCUGCAAUAAAACAACUCGUCGAUCGACAAUUAUAUCUCGAAAAAGAAGCAGCCAAGUAUCAAGCACUACUCAGCGAAACCGAUUCUGUAAUAAUAAUUAAUCCUAAAGAUGGCAUAACAACCGAUAACUCGAGCGAAAGCGACACCCUUAGCUCGGCCUCAUCUCCAAGUAUAACAUCAAUCGACUCUACCGACUAUUCUAGUGCAAGAUUAGUAAAUUUACAGACUGAUAAUACAAUUAUUUCCAGUACUGGCGAUGCUGGCAUAGACAUAUCAAAAAUACAUCACCUAAGCGCACCCGCUUACCCAUCUAAUCUAUUCGUUGGACAAAAACAUCCCUCCUUUCAUGACGAACGCGUCUGUCCGAUUUGCCUUCACCAGAGUGUAGAAGUAGCACUAGCCGUGACAGCUGGUGACUUUAAGCGUCGCAUCACAUGUCCAUAUGCCACAGGCCCAAUGUUGACUCUUAAGAACGCAAUCAACACCAUGGCUGAUACUAUUGACGGUCUCUUCCUCGAACUCAUUCACGUUGCUCGCGAAGUCGGUGAUGAAGGAAAAUUGGGUGUCAAGGCACAAAACCAAGACUUGGAUGGAGCCUGGAAAGAAUUUGUGGUUAAUUUAAAUCUGGUCACUAGUAAUCACUCCAAGCAGGUCAGAGACAUUGCUGAAGUUUGUACCUCGGUAGCGCGUGGUGAUUUGAGCAAAAAAAUCACAGUUGAGGUUAAGGGCGAAACUCUGGUUCUCAAGAAUACGAUAAAUACUAUGGUUGACCAAUUGAAUUCGUUUGCAUCUGAAGUAACCCGCGUAGCACAUGAUGUCGGCACAGAGGGUAAACUGGGCGUGCAAGCAGAAGUCCAAGGCGUCGAUGGCACAUGGAAGAUUCUUACUGAUAAUGUCAAUACUAUGGCUGCUAAUCUUACUGCACAAGUGCGGGAUAUCGCUAAUGUCUCAAAAGCCGUAGCACGCGGUGAUCUAAGCAAAAAGAUUACGGUAGAUGUGAGAGGGGAAAUUUUGGAUUUGAAAAAUACAAUUAACACUAUGGUUGAUCAGCUUCAAACUUUUGCUACAGAAGUGACUCGUGUAUCUGUCGAAGUAGGCACAGAAGGGAAAUUGGGUGGACAAGCUAACAUAAAGGAUCUUGGCGGCAUAUGGAAAGACCUCACGGACAAUGUAAAUCUUAUGGCAUCUAAUCUUACUGGUCAAGUGCGUGAUAUUGCUACUGUGUGUAAAGCCGUGGCCUGUGGUGAUUUGUCGAGAAAAGUCACCGUACCUGUACAAGGAGAAAUAUUAGAGUUAAAAGUGACUAUAAAUACUAUGGUGGAACAAUUACGUUUGUUUGCUGCAGAAGUAACACGUGUUGCACGUGAAGUGGGCACUGAGGGUAGACUGGGAGGUCAGGCGGAAGUCCAAGGUGUCGACGGUACAUGGAAAAUUCUAACGGAUAAUGUCAAUACAAUGGCUGCUAAUCUCACAGCCCAAGUGCGUGACAUUGCAAACGUGUCAAAAGCCGUAGCCCGUGGUGAUCUAAGUAAGAAAAUUACAGUAGACGUUCGAGGAGAAAUUUUGGAAUUGAAGAAUACUAUAAACACUAUGGUGGAUCAGUUACAAACGUUUGCUACCGAAGUAACUCGUGUAUCAUUGGAAGUCGGUACGGAGGGCAAAUUGGGUGGACAAGCUGUUGUAAAGGACGUCGAGGGUACCUGGAAAAUCUUGACAGACAACGUCAAUAUAAUGGCUGCCAAUCUUACCACACAAGUACGAUCCAUUGCUGAAGUUACAACAGCCGUAGCUUGUGGCGAUCUGAGCAAAAAAAUUAUUGUCGAUGUCAGAGGUGAAAUAUUGGAAUUAAAGAGUACGGUAAACUCUAUGGUGGACCAAUUGCGUAUGUUUGCAGCUGAAGUAACUCGUGUAGCUCGCGAAGUGGGUACUGAAGGUAUUCUAGGUGUACAGGCACACGUUAAAGACGUUGGUGGCACGUGGAAGGAACUCACAGACAACGUAAAUACUAUGGCAUCGAACCUUACAGCUCAAGUACGUGACAUUGCUAGUGUAUCAAAGGCUGUAGCAUGCGGCGAUUUAAGCAAGAAGAUUACAGUAGACGUUAAGGGAGAAGUAUUGGAACUGAAAAAUACUAUCAAUACUAUGGUGGAUCAGUUACAGACGUUUGCUACUGAAGUAACUCGUGUAUCAUUGGAAGUCGGUACCGAGGGCAAAUUGGGUGGACAAGCUGUUGUAAAGGACGUCGAGGGUACUUGGAAAAUCUUGACAGACAACGUCAAUAUAAUGGCCGCCAAUCUUACCACACAAGUACGAUCCAUUGCUGAAGUUACAACAGCC
This is a messenger RNA of Paraglomus brasilianum, 2457 nucleotides long. The record is from the annotation of a GenBank genome assembly. Lineage: Eukaryota; Fungi; Glomeromycota; Glomeromycetes; Paraglomerales; Paraglomeraceae.